Molecule: messenger RNA, 454 nt
Organism: Pogonomyrmex barbatus (red harvester ant)
Lineage: Eukaryota; Metazoa; Arthropoda; Insecta; Hymenoptera; Formicidae
Source: RefSeq, a predicted model, not a curated record
GCCGUCGACGCAGCCAUUCGCGCUCGUCAAGGUCAACUGCGCGGCGACGCAUGCGCGCCGUGACGCAUGCGCCGAUUGGAGCGUUGGCUGUACGCUGCGAGCGGCACCCGGCGCGAUGCUGAACUCACGGAGCGUCUCUUUCACGGCCCGCUCCUUUCUUCCGGUUGCGUCGCAUGGCGUUGCGUUGUAUCUACUGAGAAUGAACUGAGUAUACACUUCCGAUUUGACGAGAUGAAGAAGAGAAUGAAAAUCGGGAAAUCCGCAAACAGUACGGCCCUGUGGCCGAUAGCGCCGGUUUCAAAGCGACCGGAGGUUCCAACUUCCAACAUCGAAUGUGCUCUUCAGUUGGCGUCGCGACGCCGCCGUCGGAGAUUAUCGUCACGUCGAUUAUCAUCACGUUGUAUCAUCAGCGAUCGCAAUCGUGUUUUCUUGUAAAACAUUGAAUCGUGAAGUG